Messenger RNA from Nelumbo nucifera (sacred lotus), 1346 nucleotides. The record is from RefSeq and is a predicted model, not a curated record. Lineage: Eukaryota; Viridiplantae; Streptophyta; Magnoliopsida; Proteales; Nelumbonaceae.
UCUCGCCUCAAGCCCAUAGAAGUGAGAGCAGGAAGAUCGAUAUCGAGGAGAAGCACCGCUUCCGCUUGUUUCCUUCUAAAGUGUUUGUUUGGUUUUCGAUCUCUGUUAGGGGAGAGAAAAUCAGAAAGAAAGAAGGAUAACUUCAAAGGUGAUCUGAUCAAAGAAAAUCAAUUUGUGGGUUCACUUGGAUUUGCAACGCUGGCGAAUCGGUGGUGGACCGGGCCAGUGGCGCUGCCAGGCGUCGAGCAGGCAGGGGGUUCUCCUGCGUUGAAGAAACGCGAUCGGGAGUUUUCAAUGAACGAAAACGGUGGAAGCAGCGGCGGAGGAGAGGAGGAAGAAGAGCGAGAGAACGGGGACGAACCAAAAGAAGGAGCUGUAGAAGUUGGGACCCGUCGUCCAAGAGGACGACCACCCGGGUCUAAGAACAAGCCGAAGCCACCAAUCUUUGUGACACGGGACAGCCCGAACGCGCUGAGGAGCCAUGUGAUGGAGAUUGCAGGAGGGGCCGACGUAGCCGACUGCGUUGCCCAAUUCGCUAGGAGACGGCAGCGAGGUGUCUGUGUACUUAGCGGAAGCGGAGCAGUAGCCAACAUAACAUUGCGACAGCCUGCUGCACCCGGAGCUGUCGUUGCACUGCACGGCCGGUUCGAGAUACUAUCCCUUACCGGAGCCUUCCUACCUGGACCUGCUCCUCCGGGGUCGACUGGGCUGACGGUGUACCUGGCUGGCGGUCAAGGGCAAGUGGUGGGUGGCAGCGUGGUUGGCACACUUAUAGCAGCGGGGCCGGUCAUGGUGAUUGCGGCAACAUUUGCCACCGCAACAUUCGAGCGGCUGCCACUUGACGAAGAGGAAGAAGCAGGUAGCGGAGGCCAGGGGCAGCUCCCCGGAGGUGCAGGAAGUUCACCCCCCGCAAUUGGCAGCAGUUCCGGUCAGCAGCAGCCUGGAUUGCCCGACCCCUCAUCCUUGCCUGUUUUCAACCUGCCACCCAACCUACUCCCUAAUGCUGGGCAGCUGAACCACGACGCCUUUGCUUGGGCUCAUGCCCGUCCACCUUUCUGAACAAACAAAGCUGGAGAGAGAGAGAGAGAGAGAGAGAGAGAGAGAGAGAGUUUCUUUGGUAUUAGAAUUCAGAACUGAGUAGAUGAAGGUGGAAACCAUGGAUUCUGUGUAAAUCACUAAAUCUUACUUUUUUUUUUAUUUAGCCUUUCAAUAUUUCUAGUUCGUAAUACAAAACGGAUAGCUUCUCUUUUAUAGCUCUGAUUGUGUGUUUUUUUUCACUUUCUACAUUAGUACUUUCUCAUGGAAGUUCUAUAUUAAUAUUAUUAACUCAUUUCUUGUGCUUUCAA